Molecule: messenger RNA, 1173 nt
Organism: Mya arenaria
Lineage: Eukaryota; Metazoa; Mollusca; Bivalvia; Myida; Myidae
Exons: 2
Coding region: 92-919 (275 amino acids)
Source: RefSeq, a predicted model, not a curated record
CAAAUGCGUCUAGUGUGCGUAAUUAAGCCUACUGCUAUAUAAAUACAUAUGCUUUGGUCACGAACACAUACAGGAAAGACACUGUUACACAAUGAUGAUCAUUUUAGUGUGUUUAAUAGGGUUUUGCUGUGCGCAAAGUCAAUCAUUAAAUAAACGGACAGAGCCUUCUUGCUAUACAAGCAACCGGUUUGAGUACGAGUUUGGGGUGCUGGAAAAACUCGAAAGCUUACAGAGGGACAAAAACGAACUGCUUGCCAACGUCAAAUCUCUUACAGCUCUCGUUGACCAGCUGGCCAGAAAAACUGAUGAGGACAAAUUGAUGAUACAAAACCUCACAGACACUGUUAACAGUAUAAAAGGACUUAAGGAUCCCGGUGGAGACACCUACAUUCGCUGGGGAAGAACAGAGUGCCCAAUCGAUACAGACGCUGAACUUGUCUACAACGGGUUUGCUGGUGGGGCACCGCAUGAUAAGCAUGGCAACGGUGCCAACUACCUAUGUCUACCUAAGGAUCCACAGUGGGGUCCGGAUACGACGCCAAGCUACAAAGGUGACGUGCAUGGUGCCGAGUAUCAAGUUCAUGGAACAUUCUGGGAUCAUUUAAAAGACAACGACGUACCGUGUGCCGUGUGUAGGACGUCCAAAACCAAUGUUCUUAUGAUUCCAGCCAGACAAGAAUGCUACGAAGGUUGGAAUAAAGAAUACCAUGGUUAUCUUAUGGCAGAACGGGAUACUCAUCAAUCUAAUAAAGAAUAUAUUUGCAUGGAUGGUGAACCAGAAGCACGAAUAGGGACACAAGCUAAUGUAAACGGAGCACUGCUACAUUUUCAGCAAGCAGUGUGUGGCUCCCUGCCAUGUCUGCCUUACAUUGGAGGAAGAGAACUAACAUGUGUAGUUUGUACAUAUGAGUCAUUGUAAAACUCUUAUUCAUGCUAUAUUGCUUUACUAUAUGAUCACUAAAACAUUUCGAGGAAAUAUUACAAACGAUUUUAAAGCAUCAGUAUCAUUAGUUUGAAUAUACUUACUGUGGCCUUAUUGAAUUCCUGUGUCGGCCUCAGUUGAUAAUGUAUAGACAAAAAAAACAUGCUUUUAUAUCGAUCAGAAACAAAUCUCAAUGCUAUUAAUUGAUGUUAUGACCACUAAGCCAAACAGUAAACGGACCUAUAAGAGUU